This is a messenger RNA of Lolium perenne, 2172 nucleotides long. Lineage: Eukaryota; Viridiplantae; Streptophyta; Magnoliopsida; Poales; Poaceae. The record is from RefSeq and is a predicted model, not a curated record.
AUGCCAAGGAUAAAGAUGCGGCAGUCUGUGCUGAAGUUUCUAGUGCAAGCUUUUGAUCUUGAAACCAAUACAUUUGGGUUAAAUGAGGGAAAGGACCAUAUUUCCCUAGGAGGCAAAGAAAUCUACGCAUUAUUUGGUUUAGAGGACAAAGUUUUGAAUGCUGUGGCCAUAAUUGCUCAAGAAGGCAAAGAAGCGCAGGGACGGAUACCACCUGACUGGCUCGAUCCGUCAACAGAGAAUCUCUUAAUUGAUGAUUUAAUAAUGGAUGUUGAGCUUCGUGGUGGCUCGGAUGACGAUUUUGUACGCAAGGCCAUCAUGGUGCUUCUCGCCACAGUACUUGCACCGUACUCUAGUACGGUAAUUUCACAGCCGAUGUAUGCAUUGGUAGAAGACCUCGAUCGAGCUAGGAAGAUAAACUGGAACUCAUUCACUCUGGAGUACACCUUGGAGGGCUUAAGGCAGUGUAAAGGUGGACGAGUAAUGAGGCAGUGGCCAAAAGGAAACAUGGAGGCAUUACAGUACAUGUAUUGGGAGAAGGUGCAACCUCCUGGUGCACCAGCCUUUAACCCACUGGUAUGUAUGUACCCAUUGAUGAAGAACUGGACCGAAGUAGAAGGGAAGAAGAGAGACGCCUCCGACGCGCAAUAUGGCCGUGGGAAGGGAAAUAUUGACAAUGAUAUUACUGCGGAGCAUAGACUCUCAAAAAUAAACAUAGGAAAUAGUGUUGGGAGAAAAACAUCCAUUUCAAGGAAGGCCACAAAAGCUCCUGCGAAAAACCCCCCUUACAUGGAGCAACUUUUGGAAAGGGUUAAUCGCAUGUCUGGGGAGCUUACUCUUGUCCGUAAGCAGAUUGCAACUAUAACAGAUUCAUGCGCAGAGAGAGUUAUUGCAAAGUUAAAUCAGGAGGGGAUCAUUUAUAGACGUGAGAACAAAGGCACGUCUGAAGGGGACAAGGAAAGCGAGAGCAUCUAUAAGGGAGUUUAUCCAUCAAAGUACUUCACAUCAGUUCAGAAGGACGAGGAUGUUGACGACGAUGUUGUUAACGAGGACGAGCUAGACAAUGCAAAUGGCAGCACACCUGCACCACCUGUUGCACGCAAAUUAAUGGUCGAUGAUCCUCAACCAUCUGUACUGUUUAAUUGCAGCAAGGGUGACAAAAAAAAUCCUAUCGAAAUUACAAAUGAUGUUCCUGCUCGAUCGUCAUCCUCAUUAUCGUUUGGAGCAUUUGUAUCUGCAAAGCCAAAUGAACCUCACAAGCGGAAGCGCAUGCCAUCCGCAAAGGUCCGGUCCCCUUACUUGUCUGAAAAAAUGGCAAACAAGCGUCAAAUCCGAGAUGAGAAAAAUUCUGAGGGUAACUUCCAUUCACUAGAUGCACUACUUCAGGUUAAUGAUUUGACUGAAGAUCACGUCGAAGCUGCCGUGUCACUUGUAAAAGAACUAUCAAAGCGCUCCCGACGCCGCAACAAAAAAGUUUACUCUUGUGAAGGACUCGUGCUGACUGCCCACCAUGUUGCAUCUAUUAUAACCCAUGACUGGUUGAUGGGCGAUGUCAUCAAUGCUUACGUGCGACACUUGUCUCGUCGUGUUCCAGAUGAUCAUGUCCUGUCCACCACAUGGAGGUCGACGCAUCUCAUAGAAGGGAAGAUGAGGGGUAGAGAUUAUUUUCCACCCGGUCACCCCCAGAUCGAAAUAGAGAAGGAUCGAGCCAUUCACAGAUGCAUGGACGAGUAUUUCCAUAAACCGAAGUACUAUCUCGCAGUAAACGUUAAUGGCAAUCAUUGGGUCACCGUCGUGAUGUAUGUACCCAAGAAGGAAUUUCAAGUAUUAGAUUCCCUCUAUGUUCUUCGCAGUUACAUACAUGUCAUUGAAGCAUUGAGGACCGAAAUUGCUUAUGACAUAGCAAAAGCAGAUCAUGGUUUUCCUGAUCCUUCGAACUGGCCUAUAAAACAAUACAAAAUGGCAAGACAAAAGGAUGGAAACUCAUGUGGACUUUGGGUCCUAAAAUGUAUGGAAGAAUGGGAUGGAGAUGAAUUUAGAACCACUAUUACACAGACACUCGUUGACUCUACCAGAGAAGUUAUGGUUGGUGAAAUAAUUUUUUCACCUAGUAACGAGCUGGAUAGGAUCAAAGAUAAACUACUCAACCCCAAUGGCGAGGAAGAUGAUGCUUAG